AUGUCUGCCAAGACUAGCACUGCCGCCCCCAAGGCGAACGUGGAUUCUGCAAAGUGGACUCCCGAAGAGAACGCGAAUCUCCUCCUGCUCAUCAUGCAGGAAGAUAACAAGCAGCUAGGCGUCAAAGGUUGGAAGACCAUUGGCGAAAGAGCUCAGAACGUAUUUGGUGACAAGUACGGCCUUGCAGCUGUAAAGCACCAGUUCCAGAGACUACGCAAGCAGUACAUCAACGAGUUCCCCAUUCCUGAAGAAGAUGCCCAGGCCGGUGGCGAAUCGGCUAAGACCCCCACUAAGGGACGAAAGCGCACAGCAGCUUCCAUGGAUAGUCCUGACGCCGAGGAGGACGCCGGAACAAAGACCAAGAAGGCUCGAGUCGCAAAGAAACCGGCUAAGCGCUCCAAGGCAGCUGCAGGAGACGCUAUGCAGGAUGACGACAACGACGCCGGCGACUCGGACGGGGCAAAGCAGAAGCCGAUGAAAACUCCCAAGCGCCGCGCCGUGAUGAAGGCCAUCCCCCCUUAUGAGGAGCAUGACGGUGUCAUCGAGGAGGACCGUGAUGCUGAGGCCUCUACGAAGCUGAACUCUAACGAUUUAGCAUCCAAGAACGCCGCCGAAGAUAGUCACACUGACAUCUAA
This is a messenger RNA of Daldinia caldariorum, 636 nucleotides long. RefSeq lists its product as uncharacterized. The transcript is spliced from 3 exons. Lineage: Eukaryota; Fungi; Ascomycota; Sordariomycetes; Xylariales; Hypoxylaceae. The record is from RefSeq and is a predicted model, not a curated record. The coding region runs from base 1 to 636 and encodes 211 amino acids.